Heteronotia binoei (common prickly gecko) is the source of this 966-nucleotide messenger RNA. Its product is annotated as melanocortin receptor 5-like. Gene Ontology annotation, biological process: G protein-coupled receptor signaling pathway. Lineage: Eukaryota; Metazoa; Chordata; Lepidosauria; Squamata; Gekkonidae. The transcript has a single exon. Gene Ontology annotation, molecular function: G protein-coupled receptor activity. Gene Ontology annotation, cellular component: membrane. The record is from RefSeq and is a predicted model, not a curated record. Bases 1 to 966 code for a protein of 321 amino acids.
AUGAUUGAAUACCUAAACUGUUCCAAUGGCACGACUGAAGUUUGGAACAGGCAGUUGGUUCUUUCUUUGGGGGUUCCUCAGCUGACCAUCACCGUCGUCUCUGUGGCCUUCAACUCUGCUGUCAUCGUGACCGUUGUGCUUUCUAAAGAGCUCCACAAGCCCAUCUUCAUUCUGUUCUGCAACUUGGCCAUCUCCGAUCUUCUCUCCAGCUUCUCGAACUUUUGGAUCACCACCGUGUUUCUCCUCGACCCAGAAAGCACUGUCCGUGGGUGCCAAGGCCUCCUCAAGCCUUAUGCCUUCUACACCAUGUCAAUUCUGGCCACCAUCUACAAUUUAGUCAUCAUUGGGAUUGAGCGUUACUUGGCGGUGUCUGAAUGCCUGAGGAUGAGAAGCAGGGUCACCAGAAACCAGACCUUGGGUGUUGCACUGGUGGCUUGGUUGCUUGCGUUCUCCUUGGGCUUCAUGCCCCUGAUGGGGUGGAAUUGUCUAGAGAAGCCCAACGUCUCUGCUCUUUACAGCCCUCUUUGCAUUGACUACUUGAUCUUCAUCACCAUCCCCCACUGUGCAGUGGCUUUAACCUUGCCGCUCUUCACCUACAUCAACAUCAUUGGCUUCUUGAGAAAGCAUACGAUGGCCAUGGUGGCCCUGGGGCAAGCUCAAGCUACCUACAAGUUGGCUGAAAUCCAGGUAGCCCGGACCAGUGUGUUCAUCUGGCUCCUAGCUCUGCUCUCCUACACGCCCUUCUUUAUUGGAGUUCUGUUGGACUUAGCUUAUGAAGACUGCCCCGGCGAUCUCUCUCAAGGGCUCUAUGUAUUCCGGAACCUUACAACUAUGAUGAUCACUAUAAAUUCUUUGGGGAACCCCAUCAUAUAUACUCUAAAAAUGAAAAAAUUGAGGCGCAGACUCAAGUUUUUGAAAAACCCCUCCACCAAUCGUAUCCACGUGCUGGCAGUUGGACACACGUAG